CCGCGCGGGUCUGGAGGAAGCGGUUCUCUGACGGCGAGCAUGGCGGGGACAGUGGUACUGGACGACAUAGAGCUGCGAGAGGCGCAGAGAGAUUACCUGGAUUUCUUGGAUGACGAGGAAGACCAGGGAAUUUAUCAGAGCAAAGUUCGGGAGCUGAUCAGUGACAACCAAUACCGGUUGAUUGUCAAUGUGAAUGACUUGCGCAGGAAAAACGAGAAGAGGGCUACCCGCCUCCUGAGCAAUGCCUUUGAGGAGCUGGUUGCCUUCCAGCGGGCUUUAAAGGAUUUUGUGGCGUCCAUUGAUGCUACCUAUGCCAAGCAGUACGAGGAGUUCUACAUAGGAUUGGAGGGCAGCUUUGGCUCCAAGCAUGUCUCUCCCCGGACUCUUACCUCCUGCUUCCUCAGCUGUGUGGUCUGCGUGGAGGGCAUUGUCACUAAGUGCUCUCUAGUUCGUCCCAAAGUCGUCCGCAGUGUUCACUACUGCCCUGCUACCAAGAAGACUAUAGAGCGACGUUAUUCUGAUCUCACCACCCUGGUGGCUUUUCCUUCCAGCUCUGUCUAUCCCACCAAGGACGAGGAAAACAAUCCCCUCGAGACCGAAUAUGGCCUUUCUGUCUACAAGGACCACCAGACCGUCACUAUCCAGGAGAUGCCAGAGAAGGCCCCAGCUGGUCAACUUCCCCGCUCUGUGGACGUCAUUCUGGAUGAUGACUUGGUAGAUAAAGUGAAGCCUGGUGACCGAGUCCAGGUGGUGGGGACCUACCGUUGCCUUCCUGGAAAGAAGGGAGGCUACACCUCAGGAACCUUCAGGACUAUCCUGAUUGCCUGUAAUGUGAAGCAAAUGAGCAAGGAUGUUCAGCCUUCAUUCUCUGCUGAGGAUAUAGCCAAGAUCAAGAAGUUCAGUAAAACUCGUUCUAAGGAUAUCUUUGACCAGCUGGCCAGGUCAUUGGCCCCUAGCAUCCAUGGGCACGACUAUGUUAAGAAGGCAAUUCUCUGCUUGCUCUUGGGAGGGGUGGAACGAGAACUUGAAAAUGGCAGCCACAUCCGUGGGGACAUCAAUAUUCUCCUGAUCGGGGACCCGUCGGUUGCCAAGUCUCAGCUUCUACGCUAUGUUCUGUGCACUGCUCCCCGGGCUAUCCCCACCACUGGCCGGGGCUCCUCUGGAGUGGGUCUGACGGCUGCUGUCACUACAGACCAGGAAACCGGGGAGCGCCGGCUAGAAGCAGGGGCCAUGGUCCUUGCUGACCGAGGUGUGGUUUGCAUCGAUGAAUUUGACAAGAUGUCUGAUAUGGACCGCACAGCCAUCCACGAAGUGAUGGAGCAGGGUCGAGUCACCAUCGCCAAGGCUGGCAUCCAUGCUAGGCUGAAUGCCCGCUGCAGUGUUCUGGCAGCUGCCAACCCCGUCUAUGGCAGGUAUGAUCAGUAUAAGACCCCCAUGGAGAACAUUGGGCUGCAGGACUCACUGCUAUCCCGGUUUGACUUACUCUUCAUCAUGUUGGAUCAGAUGGACCCUGAGCAGGAUCGGGAGAUCUCGGACCAUGUCCUUAGGAUGCACCGUUACAGGGCCCCCGGGGAACAGGAUGGCGAUGCUAUGCCUUUGGGUAGUGCCGUGGAUAUCCUGGCCACAGACGAUCCCAAUUUUAACCAGGAAGACCAGCAGGACACCCAGAUUUAUGAGAAGCAUGACAACCUUCUGCAUGGGACCAAGAAGAAAAAUCAGGUGCCGAGGUGUGGCAAAGAAGAAGAAAUCACUGUGUGUGCCCGCAGGGAGAAGAUGGUGAGUGCAGCAUUCAUGAGGAAGUACAUCCACGUGGCCAAAAUCAUCAAGCCCAUUCUAACUCAGGACUCAGCCGCGUACAUUGCAGAAGAGUACUCACGCCUGCGCAGCCAAGACAGCAUGAGCUCGGACACUGCCCGGACAUCACCAGUUACAGCCCGGACACUGGAGACUCUGAUUCGAUUGGCCACAGCCCAUGCCAAGGCCCGCAUGAGCAAGACCGUGGACCUGCAGGAUGCAGAGGAAGCUGUGGAGUUGGUCCAGUACGCUUACUUCAAGAAGGUUCUAGAGAAGGAGAAGAAACGAAAGAAGCGAAAUGAGGGUGAAUCAGAGACAGAGGAUGAAGAGGAGAAAAGCCAGGAGGACCAAGAGCAGAAGAGUAAGAGGAGGAGGACUCGUCACAUUGAUGCCAAGGAUGGGGGCUCCUAUGACCCCUAUGACUUCAGUGACACAGAGGAGGAAAUGCCUCAAGUGCACACUCCAAAGACAGCAGACUCACAGGAGACCAAGGAGUCCCAGAAGGUGGAAUUGAGUGAAUCCCGGUUGAAGGAAUUCAAGGUGGCCCUCUUGGAUGUGUUCCGGGAAGCUCACGCACAGUCGGUGGGCAUGAAUCGCCUCACAGAAUCCAUCAACCAGGACAGAGAAGAGCCCUUCUCUUCAGCAGAGAUCCAGGUUGCGCUGAGCAAGAUGCAGGACGACAACCAGGUCAUGGUCUCCGAGGGCAUCAUCUUCCUUAUCUGAGGAUAACUCAUCUCUGAACUUUGGGGCUGUGCCCAGAAUGUUUCUUUCAUAUUUCCUCUCCCUGCUCCCGCCAGUCUUUGCCUUCAUUUCCUGAAUAACAGUGUUAAUUGAACCGAAGUUGAGGGACACGUGACAAAGCUGAGCUUUGGGAAUGGGUAAUGAAAGCUGUUGUGGGGUGAAGAGAAGAAAGUGGGCAAGGACUAAGACUCUUGUAUCUUCAUUCAUUCAUUCAUUCUCCUUAUCUCCCACCCAGAACAAACCAAACCAUUGUUCGUGGUAAAUAACACAUAACCUCUGAGAAUAUGGGGGGAGCACAGCUGGUUUCUGCUCAUCCUUUCCUUGUUGGUUGGCUGUUUUUUCUUUCCUGAGCACAUUGGUCUGGAAUAGUCUUUGGGUUGUUCUCUGCUGCUGUGAGUGAAGCUCUGAAGCAAGUCAUGAAGGCCAAGGAAGCUUUCUUUUCUGUAGCACCAGUUAAGACUAAUACAUACUUCUGACUUAAAUAUCCAAUACAUUGAAUA
This is a messenger RNA of Neomonachus schauinslandi (Hawaiian monk seal), 3035 nucleotides long. It is a transcript of the gene MCM3, whose product is annotated as minichromosome maintenance complex component 3. Lineage: Eukaryota; Metazoa; Chordata; Mammalia; Carnivora; Phocidae. Gene Ontology annotation, cellular component: MCM complex; nucleus. Gene Ontology annotation, biological process: DNA strand elongation involved in DNA replication; DNA replication; mitotic DNA replication initiation. The record is from RefSeq and is a predicted model, not a curated record. Gene Ontology annotation, molecular function: single-stranded DNA binding; ATP binding; ATP hydrolysis activity. Bases 40 to 2517 code for a protein of 825 amino acids. The transcript is spliced from 17 exons.